AUGUCAACAAAUAAAGUUCAACGUCGUCCAAUUGUGAUAUGUUUUACAUGUCAAAAAGAUAAUGAAAAAGGCACUGGUAUUAUUGUAUGUGGUGGAUGUCGAGAAACAUUUUGUACUAGACAUUUUACGCAGCAUCGUGAUAAAAUUAUCGUGGACUUUAAUUGCAUUAUUGCUCAACAUUCACAAAUACAACAAGAUUUUAAUACUCAAAUUGCUGUUGAUCCUCUAGAAAAAAUUAAUCAGUUGGAAGCAGAAACGAUGGCGAAAAUAAAACUUGUAUUUAAUAAGGCACGGGAACGGUUAUCUGAAUUAACUGAUAAAAAAAUAGAAGAGCAAAUAAAAGAGGAAUUUCGAUCAUUAACCAAUGAAUUACAUGAAAAAAAUACGACUAGUGAUUAUGUUGAACCGGAUAUUGAAGAAUGGAACAAACAACUGGAUGAAAUGCGAGUUAACAUUGAGUAUUUCAGAACUAAAGCUGUUUACGUUACGUCAAAUCCAAUAGAUUACUCAAAAAUAGUUACCAUUACGAAAGAAAAACAAAAAGUCCAAAUAAGUGAGGUGAAGGACACAAUUAACGAAAACAUUCAACAUAAUCUUGUACUUGUCGGUGCUGAUAAUGGUGAUUUUUCAUGCUUCAAUUCCGCUUUAGAAUGCUUAUACAGUGUUGACGAAUUUACAGCAUAUAUUUUAAAUUUAAAGCCAAGCGAUAUUGAGGGACAGGUUGCAAACGCUUAUGCUCGUUUGGUUAAACAAAUGAGGACAAGACAAUGUCAUUGGCAAACUGAAGAAUUAAUAAGAAUUUUGAAUCAGUAUCAACAUAAGUUUCAUAAUGAAUCGAAUAGAGAUUCGUUUGUCAUUUUAAGCUUUUUAUUAGAUGGUUUACAUGCAGGCUUAAACUUAGUCACACAAGAAACAAACGAAAAAAAAAAGGAUGAUGAUGGUAGUAAAAAUGAUUCCGAUUUGGCUAAAGAACAAUGGGAAUAUUAUAAAAAAUGGAAUCAAUCCAAAAUAAGUGAUUUGUUUCAUGGUCAACUAAAGUCACAAAUACAAUGUUUAGACUGUGAAACAACAAGACGUACAUUCGAUCCAAUUUCUUUCUUACAUUUACCAAUACCAGAUAAGAAAAAUUUACGUGUAUUUAAAGUUGAAUACGUGCGUCAAAAUGGUAAAAUAAAAUGUUAUAAUGUUAAAACACAUAAGCAAGGCAGAAUGUUAAGUUUAAUCGAAAAUUUUGUACAAAAAUUUUCACGAAAAAAGCUUGCUGCAACAACAAUAACCGCUGAUGAAUUAAAGGUUACUCCAGAUAAUGAUGAUGAAAAUUUGAAUGAUAAUGAUUUCUUGGAUGAAAAUGAUGAUCAUAUACCAAAAGUGGAUCAUAUAUUACCAACAGAAGUCUAUAAUCAUUGUGUUCAUCUACAAUAUUCGAAUGACAGUCUAUUAUCAAAUAUAUUAGAACAUGAUCAAAUUGUUUUCUAUGAAGUGCCCGUUUCGUUGAACAAAGAAAACAAUGAAACAAUAUUAAUGCCAUGUUUCUUACGUGCAGGGGACAUCUGGCAUCAAAAUUUUGGUCUCCCAUUUUAUUUAAAUAUUCCACGACAUAUAUGUCAUGGUAAAAAUAUUGUAGAUGCAUUACAACAAACAAUAAAAAACUAUUUACCGUUAAAUACAUCAUCUGUUAAUGGUACAACAAAGCCACUUUAUGUAGCACAUUGUGUCUUUAAGCAAAAUAAUGUAGAAACAACCAAAUUACUAAAUGAUGUUUUAGAUCAUUUAUUUGAUUUUACACGGGUAAACACCACUCUCUUUUGCGAUGUUGCUCAACACAUUGUCAAUCAGUAUAAAAAAGAUGAACAAAAACGCUUAGACAAUAGGGUGUCAACAAUAAGUUUCGGAACAAACAGAAUUCAACAAGAAAAACAAUCGAUGAUAUCUCUGUUAGAUUGUUUUACACAUUUUACAGUAAAAGAAAAAUUAUCCGAUCUUGAUCAAUGGUAUUGUCCCCAAUGUAAAUCAUUGAAAAAAGCCGUAAAAACCAGUGACUUAUGGUUAUUACCAAAAGUCUUGAAUAUACAAUUGAAAAGGUUUAACUAUAAUCAUUUUUAUUUUAAUAAGAUUGAUCUUUUUGUUGAUUGUCCAAAACGUGAUUUAGAUUUAUCACAGUUUGUAUCGAACCACGGUGAAAAACAAAAUGCAAAAUAUGAUUUAAUUGCUGUGUCAAAUAAUAUGGAUCUUUCAGGCAGUGGACAUUAUACGACACAUGUAAAAAAAUCUUUGGAUCAAAAAUGGUAUAGAUUCGAUGAUAGUGGCACCGUAUCUUACAUCGAUGAACAAGAUGUUGUGACAAAAUCGGCCUACGUACUUGUUUAUCAACAACAGUCGAAUGCUCAUAAUAGAUGUGUUAUGGCAAAGAAUGAUCUCGAAAACUACUGA
Messenger RNA from Didymodactylos carnosus, 2430 nucleotides. Lineage: Eukaryota; Metazoa; Rotifera; Eurotatoria; Philodinida; Philodinidae. The record is from the annotation of a GenBank genome assembly.